This is a messenger RNA of Cyphellophora attinorum, 4842 nucleotides long. RefSeq names its product putative glycosidase crf1. Lineage: Eukaryota; Fungi; Ascomycota; Eurotiomycetes; Chaetothyriales; Cyphellophoraceae. The record is from RefSeq and is a predicted model, not a curated record. Gene Ontology annotation, biological process: carbohydrate metabolic process; fungal-type cell wall organization. The coding region runs from base 1 to 4842 and encodes 1613 amino acids. Gene Ontology annotation, molecular function: hydrolase activity, hydrolyzing O-glycosyl compounds; glycosyltransferase activity. The transcript has 2 exons. Gene Ontology annotation, cellular component: fungal-type cell wall.
AUGAGAUCCUUUCUACUGAUCAGUACACUUCUGUACGCUCUUCAGGUCGCAGCCCAGUGCGAUCCAACCAAAGGAAGUUGCCCACCCAUCACGGGUUUGGCAACCAAUGAAUACACCGUUGACUUCACCAAAGUCAACGCUCUCCCCACGAAUUGGACACUUGCCGACCAGGCAGUCGUCAACUAUGGCUCGGACAAAGGUGCCGAGUUCAAAUUCGCCAAAAAGACGGACGCCCCAUACAUCUGGACCAGCUUCUAUGUGCUCUUCGGUCGCAUUGAGGUCACACUGCAGGCGGCUCCAGGUCAAGGCGUUGUUACUGGUGCUGUCUUGAUGUCCGAUAACCACGACGAGAUCGACUGGGAAUGGAGCGGCUCCAACUUCAACUCUGCCACUGGCAAGGUCCAGACCAACUACUUCGGCAAAGGCAUCACCGGCAACUACGAUCGAGGGACGCAACCUGCAGUUGACUCGCCUACGACCAAGUUUCAUACAUACGUGGUUGAUUGGACCCCAGAUGCUAUCACGUGGUCGAUCGAUGGCAAUGUUGUCAGGACUCAGAAGAGCUCUGGAGCUACGGACGGUGCUUAUCAGCACCCUCAGACUCCUUCUCGUCUGCAUCUUGGCAUCUGGAACGCUGGCGACAAGGACAAUAACCCGGGUGUCAUCGGCUGGGCUGGUGGCAUUACCGACAUGAACAAAGUACCGUACAGCGCCUAUGUCAAGAGCGUCAAGAUCAGCACUCCCAAUCCCUGCUCUAGCUGGGAAUUCCCAGCCGGCUUCACCGGCAAGUGGCAAGACGUCAAGUGUACCAACCAAACUCUGACACGGAACCUGCCUUGUACCUACAAUGUUACAGCUGGCGACCAUGGAUAUCUGAUCGCCUCGAAGAUUGGCAUCACUUUCAACGAGCUCAGCGCGGCGAAUCAGGGCCUUGACUGGGACAAACUUACCCUAGGUCAGACUCUCAAAGUGCCUGGUGGCAACUGUACUCUGGGCAACGGCACAGUGCCUGAAAAGUCCACUCCAGAUUCGCCCUUCAAGAGCAACGGUACGAACCAAGUUCUGAAUGGUACUGCAAGCACUACAGCGCCAUUUGCAAACACCACUGCUCCGUAUCAGAACAGUACGAGCGCUCCGUUCAGCAAUACCACCACCCCGGCAACUGCUACCUCUUCCGCUCCAAUGGCCAAGUACACGUGCCAGAAAGGCGACUAUGGGAAGAGCAUCGCUACGAAACUUGGCUGUCAGUUCGAGGAGCUGGAGAAAGCAAAUCCUGGUUGCGACUUGGAUAAAUUGCUCAUUGGUCAAGUCCUGAACAGCUGCAAGUCGAUGACCACAACUGCUCCGGUGCCAACGAAUGCCAACGUCACGAGCAUGACAACCACGCAAACGGCGACAAAUACCGUCUACCAGGUGAAGAAGGGCGAUUACUGCGAUAAGAUUAUCGUCCUACUUCAGUGUAGUCAGGAGCAGUUGACCAUUGCGAAUCCUGGCCUGAACUGCGACAGUCUGACCGUUAGCCAGCCCGUGACUGUGCCGACGAAUGCUCCUUCGUGCUCCGUCUGCAAGGUCACUACUGCUACAUCAACCAUCACCAAGACAAGCACCAAUGUCCACACCGUCACUGGUGGUCAGGUUCAGCCUGUGCCCAGUAACACAACCAACUGUCUGACCUACACAGUUGCAAAGGGUGACUAUGGUGUCAAGAUCGCUGACAGCUUUGGUAUAUCAUUCUCGGAGUUGGACAAGGCCAAUCCUGGUAUCAACUGGGACAAGCUUUGGAUUGGGACCGCGCUCAAGGUCCCUGGCAUGCCUUCCAAGAGGCCAUCCAGUGGAGUCAACAGCAGUGCUUGUGCUUCAACGGCCGUCAAGCCCGGCUCAUCAAGCAGCACAGCUCCGAGUGCCACCACCACUUCAAGUGCUAGUACGUCUUCGACUAUACCGUCUACUUCGAGCACGUCUUCGUCGUCGACUUCUGCGGUUACAACUCCCUACACGACUCAGAUCACCUCUGUAAGCCAGCCCAUGACCACCACCGUCACCAGUUCUUGCAACACUUGUUCUUUGAUCACCAUUACAAUCCCAUGUACGGUUUGCCAGAACACAACGGUCACGGUGAACACGACGAUCACCCCGCCAAGCUCGUCUACCAGUGCUGUUCUGCCCAACACAGGCGGCUCUUCAUCUACGACUCCAACGACCACUUCGUCUACCACUUCGUCGUCGACGACGUCGGCUCCUCCCGCAAGCUCUUCCAACCCGUGCUUGUACUACAAUGUCGCUCCCAAUGACUAUGGUGUGGCCAUUGCCAACAGUUUUGGCAUCGGCUUCGAGAGUCUGAAGACAGCCAAUCCAGGGGUUGAUUGGCUCAAACUCUUGAUCGAUCAGAAGAUUGUCAUUCCGGCUGGGUCCACGAAGCAGCCUGCCAAAGGCGUGUCACCCGGACCAGCUGACUGCAAGGCUGUGGUUACAUCCUCGACGUCGUCGACUUCGAGUUCAAGCUCAACUUCGAGCUCAAGCACGUCCACUCCCAGCACAAGCUCGUCCUCAUCAGCUUCAAGCACUGUGCCGCCAAGUAGCAGCAGCUCGGCUUCAUCUUCAGCCAGCACUAGCUCGACUUCAACUACCAGCAGCCAGACCACUAUUCCAAGCACGAGCGUAACAUCUUCCUCGAGCACGAGCACGACCACCCUGCCCCCCAACUGUCAUUAUGACAAUUGCUUGCGCAACAUGUUGGAUGGACAUGUGUCUUCAGCUGCCAGCUCUCUGUGCAAGGACUAUACAAAGACCAGCAACAUGGAAAUUCCAACAUACCUCGGCGGCUGUGAUGGCAAGCCUUACCGCGUGACCAGCGCUUGCUAUUGCAUCUCCAGCUCCAAUCCGCCACCACCACCGACGUCGAGCUCUGGUUCGUCUACAACAUCGACCACUACGACUACGACUACGACUUCCAGCAGCAGCUCGACUUCAAGCACAAGUUCGACCUCGACGACUGGCUCCUCAAGUGCGACCACGGCGACCAGUAGCAGCACGUCAUCGUCAAGCUCUAGCUCGUCUACGACGAGCCCAUCCACGAGCUCAAGCACGACUACAACUAAGAGCUCGAGCACAACCACUACGAGCCCGUCCACAAGCUCAAGCACGACUACAACCACCACAACCACCAAGACCUCGAGCACGACCACGACUACGACUACCACAACUACGACAACCACCAAGACCACUACAACCACCACUACUACCACUCAGUCUCCGCCUCCACCCCCACCCAAGUCCCCACCAAAGGAGGACUGCGACGAGUGGGGCAACCCCAUAAAUCGUGGCGGUGGGCAUGGGAAUCAAGGCGGCGGUCAAUACGGCGCCGGUGGUGGCGGUCCAGGUGGCGGCUAUCAGGGUGGUGGGCGCGGCGGUGGUUGGAAGCGAGACGUCGCCGACGGUGAUGAUGCUUACGACAGCGUUGCGGACAAUCAAGGGUGGGACACUGCUGAGCAUGAUGACUCCGGCUUCAGCUUGGACAAGCGAGCUGGACACGGCGGUGGUGGCGGCCGAUUCGGUGGCGGAGGACGCAAGUCGAUGAAGUCUGGCGGCGGCGAGCAUGGCGGCAGCGGAGGUGCCGGUGCUGGUGCUGGUGGCUGGGGAGGAGGUGAACACCAAGGUGGAAGAGGAGGCGGUGGUGGCGACCACCGCGGAGGCGCUUCUGGAGGUGGCAUGGGUGGUGCACCCGGCGGAAGUGGAGGUGGAGCUCCUGAAGGUCAAGGUGGCGGCUCAGGUGGGAACCAAGGUGGAGGUCCUGGUGGCUCCGGAGGAUCUGCUGGCGGGCCUCCUGCUGGCGGACCAGGCGGCUCCGGCGGUCAAGGAGGAUCGGGAGGUGGUCCUCCUGCUGGUGGACCAGGCGGCUCCGGCGGCCAGGGAGGAUCGGCAGGUGGUCCUCCUGCUGGCGGACCCGGCGGCUCUGGAGGUUCAUCGGGAGGCGGUCCUCCUGCUGGCGGAUCCGGUGGCUCAGGCGGCAACCGCGGCAGCGGAGGCAGUGGUGGCGCCCCGCCUGCCGGGAGUGACGGCGGCAGCGGCUCAGGUGCAGGUAUGAAACGACGCUGGCAAUGGCAAGGACCCAAAGGCCACCACUUCGGAGCUCAAGCUGACGGCGAUGCAGGUAAUACUGGUGGCUAUGAUGCCCCUCCUGCCGUUUCACCGAACUCGAAUUCCGCUCCUUCCGGCAACAUGAACUAUCCGAACAACAACGCCAAGCUCCAGUCCUCGCCUUCAUCGAACUCUAUGAAUAUGAAAACCUCAAACUCAGGACCCACACCUACACCUACAGGCAAGACCGGCUCCGGCAACUCCAAGAACGAUCCGGUCUCUGGCAAUCUCCCAUCUGGCGGCUCCGCGGGCGGUGCACCUGCUGGUAACGAUAACCUCUACGUUGAUCCCAAGAAUAUUCCCGCUAGCAUGUCGGUUGCGGCGAGCUAUGCCGGGUUUACAAAUACAGCGGACUGGACUAUGCAGCAACGUCGGUCAGUAGACGACGACGACAGUGAUGCUGACAACGAGGCGUCGGACCAUGAGUCCGCAGGCGAUAUUCCGGUGUCGAACAGACCUGCUGCUGACGAUGAGAGUGACUUCGACGACGAUGACGCGGCCGAAGGAAUCAAGCUAAACGCACCAGUGGCGGUGUUCGGAAAGCGCGAGCCGGAGCAUGAGGGCGAGGGAGUGAGUGACAAUCAGCAUGGGAAGGCGAGGGCGCCGAUGAACGACAAGGAGCGAGGAGAGUGGCGGAAGAAGAUGGCGGAGCGCUUGGGGAAGGUCGGUGCAAGGAGGGCCGUUGAUGCUGCGCCAUUCGUGUAA